Messenger RNA from Salvia miltiorrhiza (redroot sage), 528 nucleotides. RefSeq names its product vegetative cell wall protein gp1-like. The record is from RefSeq and is a predicted model, not a curated record. Lineage: Eukaryota; Viridiplantae; Streptophyta; Magnoliopsida; Lamiales; Lamiaceae. Bases 1 to 528 code for a protein of 175 amino acids. The transcript has a single exon.
AUGGAGGAUUAUGACAACAAUGACAAUGAGUUCACUGCUGAAAAGCCAAUUGCUGAGAUCAUGACCGAGGAGGGAUUUCUGCAAAGUUCAGCUCUGACGAGCCCAGCUCUAACGAGCCCAGCUCUGAUGAGUCCAGCUAUGAUGAGCCCAGCUCUGAUGAGUCAAGCUCCCGACGCUACCAACCACGUGCCAGCCCUGCCAAGUCCAGCGCUGCCCAGUCCAGCCCUGCAAGGUCCACCUCUACCAAGUCCAGCGCUGCCAAGUCCAGCGCUGCCUAGUCCAGCGCUGUCAAGUUCAGCGCUGCCCAGUCCAGCCCUGCAAGGUCCACCUCUACCCAGUCCAGCGCUGCCAAGUUCAGCUCUGCAGAAUCCAACUAUGUCAAAUCCAGUCCUGCAGAGCCCAGAUAUGCAGAAUCCAGCCAUGCCAAGUGCAGCCCUGCAGAAUACAGUAUUGAAAAAUCCAGUUCUGCAAGGUCCAGCGCUGCCAAGCCCAGCUCUGCCGAGCUCAGCUCUGACGAGCCCCUGCUAG